AUGGAGUCCUUCAACAGCACCGUCGCGACCUUCCUCAAUCCGCAGGGACCCGAUGCGCGUCCACUACCCCGCGUUUCCUUCGGAGCAGUGAACCGCGCGGGCACCUUCAAGUACCUGAAGACCUUCGGCAAUGACUCCCAGCCCGGCAGCAACGCCGACCCGUCAGAUGACGUCGACGCUCUGUGGACGAUUUCGUCCUCGACCAAGUUCAUCACCACCAUUGCGGCUCUGCAGUGCGUGGACAAGGGUCUGCUGACGCUGGACGGUGACAUCGGAGACGUCCUGCCGGAAUGGAAGAAUCCCAACAUUCUGACCGGCUUCACCGAGACUGACGAGCCCGUGUUUGUGCCCGCCAAGAACACUGUGACUCUGCGCGGCAUGGCGUAUGCCUUCGAGAGCGAGACCCUCCAAAAAUACCAGGAGCUGCGUGGCCCCCAGCCGCACCCAACCACGGUGAAAGAAGCAUACGAGCUCUUCCUCGUCGAGGAGCCCGGUACCAAAUGGAUGUACUCUCCCGGCAUGGACUGGGCGGGCCUGAUGGUGCGCAUACAUCGAGCGCGUGACCAACCUCUCCCUGGGCACCUACAUGCAACACCACAUCUUCACCCCCCUCUCCCUCCCCCCCUCCUCCAUCCUCUACCACCCCGACCGCCACCCCUCCCUCCCCCCCCCCGCACACCCGCCACCUUCCGCCGCGACCCCGCCAACCCCUCCCUCCUCGUCCCCAUCCCCGACCCGUCCGCCCCGACGACCGACGACUUCGGCGGCGGCGGCCUCGUCGCCACCGCCCCCGCCCUCCUCGCCAUCUACGCCGCGAUCCUGCACGACGCCGACGACGACGACGACGACAACAACAACAACGAACAACCCCCCCUCCUCCUCACCCGCGCCACCGCCGCCGAAAUCUUCACGCCCCAGCUCGACGCCGCCAGCCGCCGCGGCCUGCGCAGCAUCGAGACCGUCGACCCCGGCGCCCUGUGCGGCGUCCCGCGCGGGUCGCCCAUCCAGUACGGCCUCGGCGGGCUGCUGAACGUGGAAGACGUCGUGGUGCUGAUUCCUAGUGGCGAUGGGGGGCGGGGGCAGCGGCGGGGGCGGAAGGAGGGGAGCCUCGCGUGGAGCGGGAUGAGGAACUUUUACUUCUGGAUCGAUCGGCGGGCGGGCGUGGCGGGGCUGCAGGCGAUGCAUCAUUUGCCGUGUGGGGAUGAGAGGACGGUGGGACUGUUGGGGGCGUUUGAGGGGGCGGUUUAUGAGGCGGUUGAGGCGGUUGCGGGUGGUGCUGAGGGGGAAGGGGGAGGGGUGAGGUGA
Molecule: messenger RNA, 1305 nt
Organism: Diplodia corticola
Lineage: Eukaryota; Fungi; Ascomycota; Dothideomycetes; Botryosphaeriales; Botryosphaeriaceae
Product: beta-lactamase
Exons: 5
Coding region: 1-1305 (434 amino acids)
Source: RefSeq, a predicted model, not a curated record